Molecule: messenger RNA, 1170 nt
Organism: Colletotrichum phormii
Lineage: Eukaryota; Fungi; Ascomycota; Sordariomycetes; Glomerellales; Glomerellaceae
Exons: 3
Coding region: 1-849 (282 amino acids)
Source: RefSeq, a predicted model, not a curated record
AUGAUUCUGCCACACACAGCUGUCCGUUCCUUGCAGGCGCUUGCGCUGAACGUGCCCCGCGCAUCUCUCGAUUCCCCCGUCAAGUGCCCGGUGGUACUAGACGGGCGAAUCCCGCAGAACUUCACCUUGGAGGUUUUUGACACCAAUGCCAGCCCAUUCAAUCCGGGAUUCACCAAGGGCCCCGCGCCAUGGUCUGAGAUACUCUUGUUCCCAACAGUGCCGAAGCCCUCGCGAUUCGACGUCUCCAAUGCGACUGGCGACUUCAAGCCCCUCGAAGUCACCAUCAAUGACCAGUCCAUCUUCAAUCCAAGCGGUAACAGCCCGCUGCUAGGCUUCCGCCGCGCCGGACUGCUGCUUGGCAACGGCUCCGAUGCCUCGAACCAGGGUGUCAUGACGACGCACUGGAGCUUCAUGCAAGACUCGACCCGAAAGCUGAACCUGACGCACGAGUACCUAACGUCCUUCCACGAGACGAACGACUCGGGUGGUGCGCACACAGCAGGCGGGCCGUCUUCAACCGACUGGAAGAUGCUGGACAGGAACAACAGCGUUAUCUUUUCGACUGCCCUCAAGUUCGAUAUCUGGCAAAACUGGGCGGUCACCCUCGAUGUCUCCAAGAACACAAUCCAAGUUUUCUUCUCGGAAGGAAACGAUCCACUUAAGUCUGUCACCGAGGUCCUCCCGAAUAACAACGCAGGCGGCGGCGCGUUGCAGAUCGGUUUGCUCAAAAAGCCCACCGAGACCAAGACAGUUGUGAACGAUGGGUUCCAGGAGAGCAAUCUCAACGAGGGACAGAUACUGGGUGGCAUCUUUGUUGAAAACAGCGCGAAUGGGUGCGUGUCUCUCUGAGCCUUUACAGGGGGACAAUUUCGGGCGCCAAGUCUGUAAAAAGAUGGUGGGAGAGCGUUGGGGGCGAACGCUCUGGGAUUGGAUUCGGACUGUGGGCAUCCAGAACCUGGCCUCGUCCCACAAGGUGUGUUAUUAUUGCUUUUUCCAGGUGGUCCAAACGGCUCUGCAGACCACGAAUGAACCCCCUUUCAUUCUCUUCGGCUCUCGGCAUAUGGGAAUAACGCUAUGGGGCGCAAAUAAAAGCAAAAUACUCGUUAAAAUGCUGCCCACGCCACGCUUCAUGUAGAGCUUGGCGGUGCUUAGAUGAAGAACGACGGCCAG